Molecule: messenger RNA, 2345 nt
Organism: Ceratitis capitata (Mediterranean fruit fly)
Lineage: Eukaryota; Metazoa; Arthropoda; Insecta; Diptera; Tephritidae
Gene: Mettl3
Product: probable N6-adenosine-methyltransferase MT-A70-like protein
Exons: 7
Coding region: 96-2084 (662 amino acids)
Cellular component (GO): nucleus; RNA N6-methyladenosine methyltransferase complex
Molecular function (GO): mRNA (2'-O-methyladenosine-N6-)-methyltransferase activity; mRNA m(6)A methyltransferase activity
Source: RefSeq, a predicted model, not a curated record
CAAAUAAUUCUUUUUUUUGUCAUUGAUUGAAUUUUGACUGUGUCCUUAAUAUUUUAUUUUAUAAGAAGGUUUUCGCAUUGUGUUUGGGUUGUAAGAUGGCAGAUGCUUGGGAUGAAAUUAAAGCUGUAAAAAGUAAGCGAAAUACACUCCGGGAAAAGUUGGAAAAACGGAAGAAAGAACGUGCCGGCCUGCUAUCUUCCUCGCCAAAUAGUGUCGUUGACACGGCUAAGGAUUCACCUAAUCCAAGUAGCGCAGAAUUGGAGAAUGACGCUGACACUGAAAAAGCGCUUUUGCAAACACUAUCUUCCAGCACACUUGUGCUUCCCAUUAUUUCUACACAACUUAUCGAAAAAGUAGCUAUAUUUUUGGAUAAACCACCUACGCAACAAGUUAUCAACUACACGUUAAGUAAGUUAGCCGAACAAGGCGCUGUUAAUAUUAAGAGCGUCACAAUAGGCAAGGAUAUGGGCUGCGAAGUUAUUUCAGUAGAAACGAAUAUAGUUUUAGAUUUAUAUAAAGAACUGGUGAACGAUGGCUAUGUGGGUAUAAAAGAAGAACUUAAACGGAAAUUUGACUCAAAUGAUGCAGAAAAUGAAGAUUGUAAUCUUACAAAAGUAUUAAAGACUGAGUCCAAUGCUGCUCCAAAUACUCGAAAAGACACCAACACUGCAGGCCCAGAUGCAUCAGAUGAUAUCAUGUCUCUACUCUCUAUGCCAUCGACAAGGGAGAAGCAAAGCAAGCAAGUUGGAGAAGAAAUACUCGAAUUGCUAACCAAACCCACUGCCAAAGAGCGCUCUGUGGCUGAAAAGUUUAAAUCGCACGGUGGCGCCCAAGUGAUGGAAUUUUGUCCACAUGGCACGAAAGUAGAGUGCCUUAAAGCACAACAAGCCACAGCAGAAAUGGCUGCAAAAAAGAAACAUGACCGGAAAGAAGAAAGUUCUGCAGCCAGUAAAGAUAGCAGCGACGCAGAUGAAUCCAACCCACAAAUUAACGCCGAAGAAAUACCGAACUCGGCAGAUGCGAGUUUAACAUCAGAUAGUAAUGGCAAUACAAGCGCAAAAGAUGCGGAAAGUGACAAUAAGGGCAAUGACUCAGGAGCUGAAGAUGGUGAGAUCGUAUCGGAUUUAAAAGAUGGUGAUGCUGACUCUCAUGAAUCGAUAGAGGAAAUAAUAGAAACACCGGAUACUUGCACAAAAUUACAUUUUAAGAAAAUUAUACAAUCACACACUGACGAGUCACUUGGUGAUUGCAGUUUUCUAAAUACAUGCUUCCAUAUGGCUACAUGCAAAUAUGUGCAUUAUGAAGUUGACACUAUACCGAAUAUCAAUACUAAUAAGCCAGUCGAUGUCAAAACAAAACUUUGCAUCAAACGAAGCAUUGAUCCCAGCGUGACCUUAUAUCCACCGCAAUGGAUACAGUGUGAUCUGCGCUAUCUGGACAUGACAGUAUUGGGUAAAUUUGCUGUGGUAAUGGCCGAUCCACCAUGGGAUAUACACAUGGAACUGCCUUAUGGUACAAUGUCAGACGAUGAGAUGCGUCAGCUAGGCGUACCGGCAUUGCAGGAUGAUGGACUCAUUUUCUUAUGGGUAACUGGCCGUGCUAUGGAGUUAGGUAGAGAGUGUUUAAAGCUUUGGGGUUAUGAACGCGUUGACGAACUCAUUUGGGUAAAAACAAAUCAAUUGCAACGUAUCAUACGUACGGGUCGCACAGGGCAUUGGUUAAAUCACGGCAAAGAACAUUGUCUUGUGGGCAUGAAAGGCAAUCCGAAGAAUCUCAAUCGUGGGCUAGAUUGUGACGUUAUUGUAGCAGAAGUGCGUGCCACCUCUCACAAACCCGAUGAAAUAUACGGCAUUAUUGAACGUCUUAGUCCAGGCACACGCAAAAUUGAGCUCUUCGGCCGCCCGCAUAAUGUCCAACCAAAUUGGAUUACAUUAGGCAAUCAAUUGGAUGGCAUACGUUUAGUUGAUCCAGAAUUAAUCACACAAUUUCAGAAAAGAUAUCCUGAUGGAAAUUGUAUGUCACCAGCGGCUGCUGUGGUUGCAACGGGUCAAACCGCAACUGCAUCAAGUACAGUUAAGAAAUAAAUUUAUACAUAUUGUCGAAGUACUUUUCUCGAUGUUAGCAGCAACUCUAAACAUACGGAACACUCUAAAAAAUCAUGCAAAUAGUUAGAUAUACAUACAUAAAUAUACGUAGUAUUAACAGUAAAACAUCAAACUAUAUUUGUCAAUUGAAAUGUUUAGUUUAAGUUGCAUACCUCAUUCGUGUUAUAUAACUCUCUUUUUGUAUGUGCUUCGAUUAAUUUUAAAAUAUUUACUCGUAACUCUAAGUUUUGUAAUUAUUUU